UUAAUCCUUUUUGGUCGAAUAUUCUAGUAUUUCCACACGAAAUUUUUCAGUGACGUUAGUUCUCAAUAAAUGACAGUCGUGAUUCGAAGUAGGACUUUUUUGAGCUUCUCGUUUCAUCAGAAUUUUCUUCAUCAAGAAGCCCAGAGUUUAAUAUGACCAU
Molecule: messenger RNA, 160 nt
Organism: Nezara viridula (southern green stink bug)
Lineage: Eukaryota; Metazoa; Arthropoda; Insecta; Hemiptera; Pentatomidae
Source: the annotation of a GenBank genome assembly